GACUCUGUCCUCCAAAUCCAUCGACAACUGUAGUCCUCCAUCCAGCUGCGUCUGUGAUUGUGAUUUGCGAUUUGCAAUUUGCAAUUUGCAAUUUGUAAUUUGUGAUUUGCCUCCCUCGCCCACAAUGGACUGUACACCUGUGCUCAGCUCCGACACUCCGACUUCGACCACAUCGAGUCUUCCCUAUCGGCCGCAGUCUCUAUUCGAAAUCGUUCAGAUUCCACACAAGAUCGUGUUUGAGAAUGUGUACAUGAACGGACUGCACUCACUGCGCCGGAUCGAGAUUCGAAACACGACCCCGUGCCCGCUCAUCAUCAAGCUUCGCUCCAACAUGGGCUCCCAGAUCGCCUUUCAGCUUACCAACGAAAACCUACCAUCGCGGAUCAAGCGCCGCACGCCGCUCUUGGAGAUCGACUCGGAUCGUCACCGAAAGCGCUCGCCCCCACGCCUUUCGGAGCUAUCACCGACGUUCUCGACGUCGCUCGAGUGCCUUUCUUCGUCGCUCGGUGUGGACGUCCAGGCCGAUCCAUCAAGAUGUGCUACGCCCGAAUCUUUCUUUGGUGGCGAGGACUCGUGUCCUCCCAGCCCUCCCCUGACAACCAACACAGUCGCCGCUUCAACAAUAGGCGCAUUCACCUCCGAGGGCGGCCAUCAUUUCAACCAGCUCUUUAACUACGUCAACCACAUUACCGAGGUUUAUAUUCCGGCCAGCCAGUCGCAGCACGUCAUUAUUGCCUUCCUGCCAGAUUCUCGGUCCAAGAACAGGGCCGCUGGUCGUGGCGAUCCGGGCGACGAUGCCGUGCGUGAUGACGCCUUUGAUCUCCAGCGGCUCUCUGGACCCAGCCCCGAAGACGAAACCUUUGACUUUUUCGAGGUCAACGGCCUCCUGUUUUUCUUUGGAUACCUGGCUGACCGGGGCGCCCCGGGCGUGGCUCAUUUUGAGCAGGAAGCUGGGCUCGCCUUGGACAUGGAUCCUAUUGCUCCCAAAAAGAUCGACCCCUCACUGCCUGCGACAAAGUCCGUGCGCGGCAAGCUCUUGGACGACGGCAAGUCACAGGAGAGCCCCACCACGGCUCGACUCGAUGCCGAUGCCUCCGCUCAGCUCGAGGGUGCUGGGAUCGUCGAAGGGAAAGAGGCGUCGUCUGUACCUGACUACCAGCUGACGAUCAAGCUGCGGUCUCGCGUCUGCCGCUCAGUCCUGUGGACAGACAUUGGCGAAACUGGCAUCAUCUUUGAGGACUGCGUCAUUGACGGCACGUACUUCAAGGACUUUACUAUCUGGAACCGAUCCGAGAUCGAUCUCUUUUGGAUUUUAAACACCGAGGACUUUUCCAGCCGUGGGGAUAGUUCGUGGCUAGUGUUCAGCGACCACGAUACCGGUGACCCGCUGGACGACAAACCCAUACCGGCCUUUUCACAUCGCCGCAUCCGGGUCACAUUCCGCCCAAGGGAAGUUGGCGAGUUCAACUAUGAUCUCCAGAUCGAAAACCUGAACGACUCGGACAACGUCAUGCAAGCCCAUAUCCACGCCGUUGUCCGCAAUGUCCAUCGAGAAGAGUCCCUGGUCGUCAGCAGCGGCAACUCGUUGGACUUUGGCGAGUGUCUGGCCGGGCAAUGGUGCAAGCAAAAGCUGGUCCUCCGGAACGUCUCCGAGUCGCCACUCGACAUCGCCUUUGCCGUCGACAGCCCGUCAGUCGUGUUUCAGCUCAAGAGCGACUAUCCGGUGCACGAACCACCGCGCGGCGCACAGGGACUCUCAGAGCGGUCUGAGCGGAUCCUCUUGGAGCGACUGCGGGACCUUUCCUUUGCCUCGACAUCCAACUCUGAGUUUUCGGCGCCGCCCAGCUCGACCUCGAGUCGGGCCUCGUCUCCCACGCUCUUCUCGUGGAAGGACGCCGAUUUGCUGUAUGGCUCAUCGUCCAUGUACCUGUAUGACCUGAUGAACAGCAGCAGCAGCAGCAGCUUUCGCUUCGGCGAGGGCGAGGGAGGGGUUUUCUUUUCACCCUCCGGCCGCCCACCCACCGAGGGCGUCGGCGUCAACGGCGAGGAGUUUACUCGGAUCGAAGAAAUGCAGCUCAAGCCCGGCACCGAGAGGACUGUUGAAGUCUGUUUUAAACCCGAGAUGGGCAUGGCGACGGUCGAUUUUCGUGCCGGCCGGCUGGCCAAGCGCAACUUCCGAAUUACCCUGACGUACGGACGGGACGGACACCUCGGCCGCGAGAAAAAGCUGAUUCAAUGCAAAGCACGCACAUGCACAUCGUUCAUCGAGGUCUUUCCAAAGGAGCUCAAUUUCGGCGACACCGACGUCGGCACCCUGCGGUCGUCCUCCAUCCAGGUAUUCAAUCGCUCCGAUCUCCCGACCAAGGUCGAGCUGCGCUUCAUUUCCAAGGUCCUGAACUGCCAGCCAAACGAGACCCCGGUGCCUCCGAAUCAGUCGGUCGAAAUCAAGAUCGACAUCUAUCCGCGCAAGGUCAAUCCCGACUACCGCAAGGACAUCACUGUUGUCAACGGCAUGAAUCGCGAGGACGACAAGACCGUUGUCGUCCGAUCGACCAACAUCGACAAGCACCGCGUGACCUUCCACUCGCUCUUCUACCGCAUCCUGACGCCCACGUCCUCCAAUUUUCUGGACUUUGGCGCCGUGGUGCUCAGCUCGCCCGUGGUGCGGUACUUUACUAUCGAUAACAUCACCAAACAAAAGCUCGUGCUGGAGAUCACAUCAUCGAUGCCGGACGAAAUAUCGCUCUUUACCAAAGCGGAUGAUCCCGAGGCCGCGCGCACGAUGACGCCUGCGCAGAGAGAUGCCCCCGUGCCCUCGGUCGUCACCAACCAGCGCAAGGCCAUGAUUCUCGAGUCGAUUGGCGACCGUCGAACCCUCAAGCGAUCUACCAUCGAGGCUGGAUCUUCCUUCCAGCUCACCCACACUCCCACUACACCCAAACCUGGCGUCGACACACAAGUCGAGACGCCGACCAACUCAGCCUACCUUGAUCUAGCCCAGCCAGCCAGCCGCCAGCCCCCGCGGUCGCCGCGCAAGAAAAACCCUGGCGCUGUUGCCUCCGGCCUGUCGCUAAAGCAGCUACGAUUGCAGUUUCUGAAGAAAAGUUUUGGAGAGGAGGACCGCAUCAAGCCACCGGUGUUUGACCGUCCAGACGCGCCACAUAGCAUUGACUCGCUGGAGGACACCUCCAGCAAGGGCAAGACUCCAGUUUCGAGCGUGCGCGAGACGCCAUUGCCGGCUCACGAGGAUGGCGACGAUAAGAUCCCUGUUCGCUAUCGCUCGUCCUCGAUUCAGCACGACGGCGUCAUCAUGGAUGAAGUUGGCACCAACGCGCUCCCAAUCAACCGAUUUCUAGCGCUCUGUGAGGCCAUGACAGGCACCUACCCUCCGCUCUUCCCAAAGCCAUCGAGCGAGGAAAAGUACGUGCGUGCGCAGAUGCUCCUCCGGGCCGAAAUCGACAACAUGGGCGGCGACACGCGUCUGCAGCCUGUAUCGGUGAUUGAGAUCCCACCCGAGUCGGAGCGAUUGAUCAUUGUGGUUUUCCGAGCCUCUGGACAGAACAAGCCGAUGAUCCAGGGCAAGCCAAGGAAGCACGAUGCUCGCCUGUUCCUGCGUCUGGUCGAGUUCGAUCGCAGCAACGUCAACCAGCCCCAGUUCGAUCAGCUGUUACGCGGACACCAGAGUUUGAUACCUGUGCGCGAGCUCAUGAUUCGCUCGUCGCUGUGUCGCUCGCUCAUGGACCUGGGCCAGAAAAACAUCAACUUUGGCGUCUUGGACAAGAACGAGCGCCGCACCAAGACCAUUAUCCUGCGCAACAAAUCCGAGGCGCCGCUGCUCUACUCCAUCCACAAGAGCGGCAGCAUUGCCUCGGGUGAUCUGAUCAUCGGCGAGGGAAAGCUCGGCGUUCUGCGUGGCUUCAGCAAGAAGGAGGUCACGUUCAUGUUCGACCCCAGCCUCGCCGGGCCUUUCCAGGAACGGCUUCUCAUCGAGAACAUCCAGGACCGCGAAAACGACCAGACCCUCAUGGUCAAGGCCAGCAUCCGCCGCCCGGCCAACUUUGUGCUGCAGUCCCUGAUGCUCGACUUUGGCGUCUGUUCGAUCGGUGAGAGGGCACAAAGCGUACAGUACAUCGUCAUCUCCAACACCAGCAUGAAGCACACCCGCACCUUCGAGGUCCGCUGCGACCCCAACGAGCUCAAGUUCGGAAACUGCGUCGGGCAGCUCGAGCUCCAAGACGAUAUGGCCGACCCAAGUGCGGCUGACGACGCAGGCACCGGCGAUGCCAAGGGCACUGCAAAGAAGCUCAUCAUGCUUUCGUCUGAGAUCGAGGAGAAGAUCGAGCAGCUCGAGCAGAAGCUCAAGAUCAACAAGCGCAAGGGACGCGCCGACAAAGUGCUGAAGAUCAUGGCGCGCCUGGAGAAGUUGAGGGCUGGCAUCGCCGAUGACGAAUACGGCGCCGACGAGGAGCAGCCAAAGCCCGAGUCCGAUGCCAAAGCUGCCCAGUCAGCGACCACGGAAGAGUCGGCGAGCCCAGCGGCCUCCUCAGCGACCCCCUCCGCCCCACCCCGGACAGAUGGCUCGCCGGCAGGGAAUGCCCCUGCAGCGCCUCCUGAGGGCCACUCCAAAUCGACUUCGCGGCGCUCCUCCGAGAUCAUGAGUCUUGGCGGGGCCUCGAGCCAGGGCCAGCUCUCGCAAAAGUUCAGGCGCACGGACCACUCUGUGAUCUUCUCGCUCGAGCCACGUACGAUCAAGAAAGUCUCGGUUUACUUCCGGACCAUUCCGAUCGCGUCGUCCCAGCCGAUGCAGGGGCGGCUACCGUUCACGUCGGGCAAGUCGAUGUUGUUUUCAGGUGCCGACAAGCCAAUGCAAGAGAUUUGUAUGGGCAAGAUUUAUGUCCACGAAUACAAGAACACCGAUGUUGUCAAGGAGGUCGAGUUCAAGGCGAUUGUGUCGUACGACAGCGCUGGCCUUGCAAGCGGUGCUGCCGCAAAGCCCCACAUGCCGCUCAGCGACAGCCCCCACAGUCAUCCCCAACGACCACGAUCUCCGUUUGAAAGCCGCGUUGGGAGUGCGCCACACUCUCCGUUGCCGCGGGCGCAUAACGCGGCGGCGCCGGAGCGACCAGUUACCCCGCACUUUGAUGAGAAGGUCGUCGCGGACGCUGUCGUCCUCGAUACCAAGACUGUGGUGGCUUCCACUACCCCUGCUCGGUUCCUGGUCGAGCUUCCGCUGAUUGAGCUCGGCAAGCUCGAGAUUUCGGCCCGACGCGAUUGCUACUUCACUCUGACCAACAUGCAGGACGAGCCUGUUACGCUGGCGAUCUCCGAGUCUCAUCCGGCCACUAGCCAAGUCGGCUAUCCGUCGACUGUGACCCUGACUCCCCGUGAAACCCGCCGCGUCGAUACCUGGAUCGUCCCAGGCGCUCUGGGUCGGCAACAGCACAUUUACUACUUUAGAGAGGUCGAUACGACCGAGGGCGCCUCCGUGAAUGCGACGGCGCGGGCAACCUUCAGCUACCAUGUCAUUGAGUCGGCAUAUCUCAAGUUUCCAUCGCUGGCAUCGGCUCAGUCUGGAGAACUAGACCUGGGCUACUGCUAUGUCGACCCGGCCAACAAAUACGCUCGUCUCAAGACGCUGCCGAUCGAGAAUAUAUCGGAGGACGACAUCUACGUGACUGUGGCCUCCAACCUGGCCUUCCAGUGCCUGAUCUUCACCGACUCGUCGCUCGACACCCCGGUCAACGAACUUCUCCUGCGAAAGAACUGCGGCACCUGCGUCUUCAUUGCGCUGCAGCCCAACAUUGGCAAGCGGGACAAGGCCGCUGGCCAAGUCACCUCGGUCCCCAGCGGCACACCGUCUUCCGUCAACUCGACCGCGCUCGCAUCCGAGUGCCGACGACUGAUUGGCGGCAUCCGAUUCUCUGUUUCCAUCAAGGAGAACCAAGACCUUGUCAAUGUCAUGGUGCAGACGGUCAAGUUUUCCGCAAUCAUAGGGCAAUCCAUUCUGUCGGUCUCUGAAUCCGUGAUCGACCUCGGCAGCUCCUUCCGUUUGGGCUCGGUCUUUCGGGGCUGCUUUGAGGUCUCGAACCUGUCUCAGGCACUGCCACUCGAAUACCGAGUCGAAAGCUCCAACAAAUGGAUCGAGAUCAAGCAGGACACCGGCACCAUCGAGGCGCUUCCAGCCGGUGACGAUACACAGCCAGGCAGGCGCAACAAGGUCAACUUCAAGGUCACGCCGCGCAAGUAUGGCUACUUUCUCGAGCAAAUAUCCGUUGUCAACCUCAACAACACGGCCCAGGUGGUCACGGUUGAGAUCCGCCUAUUUGUCGAUAUCCAGUGGGUGCGCGUGAACCAUAUCGUGUCCAAGAAGAAGCCCGUGCGCGUCUCUGCCAGCCCCCAGGUUGCAUCGCAUAUCGAGUGGCAGAAUGUCUAUCUCACAGCCGCCGAAAGCAGUGCCCCCGUUGUUGCACAGCUUACUCCGCCCAGCACCUGUCCGUUUGUGGUUCAAACAUGCAGCCACGGCGCCGGUAUCCAGCUCUACGAAAAGGCGUUUGAGAUCGUCAACGCGUCCGAGGAACUGAUCGAGAUCUGCCCACAAAGCGACCGCGAUGUCCAGGUCCGCUGGGUGGUUGGCCACAUGUCCGGCUUUGUCAUUGACAAGACCCCGGUCGGCCCGCAGAUACCCGAUUGCUCCGAGCUGUCGACGGAACAGGCCGGCAACCAGCGCUUCCGGGUCGUUGGUCCAAUUCUUCUGCUCCACGCAAAGCAGACCGCAACGUUCCACAUCACAGCCCCAAGGCCGACGAAGUUGACGAUGGAGCAAUACGGCCAGCUGCGACUCGGGAAGAGAAUCGAGGACUCGGGCUUGAUCAUCCUGCAUCAUCCCGAAAGGGACAUUUCACUCAAGGCCAUCAAGCUCAGGAGCGGCUAUGCUGUUUCCGAGGCCGAGGUUGAGCCACUCGCAGUCGAUGUUGGCAAGGUUGGGCACUUUACCAACUGGAAAGACGCCCCUCUCGAGUUUACUCUCCGCAAUCUCAGCCAGAUUGAGUACCAGUACGAGCUUCAGACCCCCGACGCAAUCGAAAUUGUCUCGAUAGACGAGAACACAGAGCACUUCAAGUCCACGGCGCGCAGGAUUCCUGUUGGCGGAAGCCACAGGAUCCAUGCAGUGCUCAAGCCGCGAAAGCUCCAGGCGCCGGCCACGGGGCUCAAGACGCUGGCACUCACCGUCGUCAACUCCUACAAUCCUCGCAACACCCUCCGUGUCGACAUUUCAGCCUACCUGACCUCGUUUGAGCUUCGUUUCGAGCGGUUGGUUGUUGGCGAGCUGGUCCUGCCUGUGCUGUCACACCCAUCGACGAUCAACUCGCUGCCGUGCGACUCGUGGUUCACAAUCGUCAACACUUCGGACGAAGAUGCCAAGUUCGAAAUUGGGUUCUCGCUGACCCCCGAGAUCUCGCAGUAUGUGCGCCUGGAAGUCCUUUCGCGGUUUUCAAACUCGCCGCUUGUUGGAACCGUAUCACUGGCUCCCCAUGGUGCCAUCGAGGUCCGUGUGCGAGCCUUUGCCCGUGAGGACUCCCGGAUUAGCAGCAGCAGGGGACGAGAGGGCUCGCUGAUCAACCCCGAUGGGAUUACAUUCGGCACCCUGUGCGUGACCUCCAAGAACCAGGCCGUGAUCGAGGACGAGAUCGAUGCCUCGGGAAACAAACGGCGUCUGGCCGAAACCAUCCCGAUCCGUGGCGUUAUUGUGGAGGCCCAGACCUUUGCGCUCUCGGACCGACGACUUGAAUUCAAGAGCCUCGUGUCCUCGGAUACGGAGGACGAAGACAACACCUCGCCCGAACGCUCGCUCAGCUCACCAAUCCCGCCAGAAAGCGUGGCAACCCGGUCGACGGCCCCCUUGACGACUCAGAAAAACAUUGUGACGAUCACCAAUCUCUCGCCGACGCUACCGCUGCUCUUCCAAGUCAAGCUCGAGCUGCCGAUGGAGGUGCAUUUGGGCUCGGAUGUGCUCCGCAUCUCUCCACUGGACGAAAACAUGUGCGGCACCGUCGAGCCCGGCGGCCGGUUCCUUCUCAGCGUCGAGCUGGUCAAUCCAGAAAUCGGGGGGCUCUCCGAGGACCUGCGCCUGGUGGUCACAGACCGCAACACGCUCUCUGGGAGCCCGCAGGUGGUUCUGGUGGGCAUCGUCGAAGACACGGCCGGCACGCUCAUGAUUCCUCACGAAGUUCUCAUGAAGAGCAGCAAGUCCGAGCUGUUUGAGGACAUGGAAAUCUUUGACUCGCAGCCCAUGGCCAGUCCGGACUCGGUUUCGCUCGGGGUGAAAAGCAGUGCGGAGCCGGCAGCAACAGAUGAGGACGAGGACAACUCAUGGCAGUCGGACAGCAUAUCGAGCGCGUCAUUUGCGCCAGAGCGGUCGCUGUCUCUGUCGCUGUCCAUACCGCGCUACUCGUCCAUGACCGACAUCAACCUGCCGCACCGGCGCCAUAUGGGACACAUCAUGCUCCGGGGAUGCAAGCGCGUUACCGAGUAUCAAUACGGCAAUGGCGACCUGGGCGGGCUCUACGAGCUCAAUCUUGGCCAGCAGGACGCCGGCGGACACCCUAUCAUCAAGAAGCUUGGCUUAGAAAACCAGUCGUUCGACCGCGUCUCCUAUCGGAUCAAGAUGCUCAACGAGGCCGAUCGAUCUUGGCUGGUCAUCAGUCGCGGCGAAGGCACUCUCGAGCAUCCAAAGCCAGCCUCGGGAUCGGGCAGCCUCCAUCGCGACAGCCACGCCGUUACCCUGACGUUUAUUUGCGCUGUGCGCGGUGUGUACUUUUCGUACAUCUCCAUCGAGAACAUCGACAAUCCUGCAGAUACAAAGACGCUGCGUGUGGUGAUGGAGGUGGUGGGCCGCCAGAACGUGCGCCGACCGGCCGCCAUCACCGCAGCGAUGGCCGCACCGGCGAUAGGCGCUCCCGAGCAGCUCAACAACCACAUUUUUGACGUCCGCAUCACCAGCUCCGAAGGUGACCCAGCGCUGUUGGAAAUGAAGGAUCUGUACUACGACUCGCACUACAGCGCCUACUCGAUGAUGAUCUACAACCGCGAGAACAUCCCGCUCGACUUUACGGUCAAGUCCAGCCUUACCUGCGACGACGCGACUGAGCUCCUGUUUUCGCUCUCGAGGACCCACGUCAAGCUCUUCAGGGUACUGACGAUCCAGCCCGAAAGCAGCGCGCGCGUGUAUCUAUGGGCCCGCCCGGCCCAGGACGAGCUACCGGCGAGUCGCCCGACGCUUCAAGAGGCCGACGUGGUUGAUGUAAAGGAUAUCGAGGUGUAUGUCAACUGCCGCCUCAUCAAGGACUACCAAACCAUCGUCCCACUGCGGCUUUUCUGUCGCCACCCACAGAUCCAAGUUUCGUGCACCGAGUUUCAGUUUCAAGGCAAGGCCGUGGCAGGGCCCGCGGGCGGCGAGGGCGAAGAACGCACAUGGAACAUUGUGCUGUCCAGCUGCAUGGCCGACAUGGACAUCACCAAUCUGCUCUCCGAUCCGCUGCACUACGAGAUCAUGAACGACACCAUGUACUUUGGUCUCGAGUUUUUCUCACAAGAAACCGGCGCGACGACCUUUGUUGGUCCACGCCAGGAGCGGCGAACCUGGACGCUGCCGAGUGGAUUCACACACAACGUCCGAAUCGUGCCGAUGAAGGAUGUGAUCACCCGCAACGCUGAGGUCCUUCGCCGGAGGUAUGUGAAGGAGCACCUCAUCAUUUACAACCGACUGCGGCCCUCGGAGCAGCACUGGAUUGUGAUUAGCCUCAGCGUCGGCCAUGCCGGCGAGUUCCAGUUUGCGUCCGGAUCCAACCGCUCCUUCCUUGUCCUGGAGGGCCACAUUGUGCACUUCUUGCGCGAGAUUGAUGUCAAUCUCAACAUCUUCUCGGUCAAUCCAACGGGUGCGGAGAUACACGAGCUCGACGACGGCCGGUCUCAAGACGGAGCCAGCCUGUCGACAAAAGCUGGCGAUGUCUUCUUUCGAUACAUCUACAUUGUGGACCAGCUCAUCCACUACGCCUCGCGCAACAACGGUGUCGACACCUACAUCCAGGCAGCGGCUCUGCUCUUCCACUCGCUGUUCAGUCAUGCUGUCUUCAAGGAGUUUGCUCCCGCAUCGAUCAAGCCUGGAGGCGCCCCGAUGUGGCCGCUCACCCUCUAUCCCUGGGUCGAGCGCUUCGUCCACUUCCUGUCCUUUUUCCCCCAACGACACUCGCGCCUGGAGACGCUCAAGGAACUCUCUCGGCAGCUGAUUGCCCCAUCACCGGGAAGCGCCAUCAACGGGACGUCGGUCUCGCCAGAGACCAAAGGAUUUGUAUCAUAGCCGCAUUAUCAAGCGCCUCGCAUAUUCGUGCGCACGGGAUCAAGCACAUAUCUGCCCCCAAGAUGCUGUGGCUCUGGGACCUGCGAAUACUGUGUGGUGCUGGUGGCAGCAACUGUGUUCUCGCUCUGGCCAGGUUCUG
Molecule: messenger RNA, 10496 nt
Organism: Polychytrium aggregatum
Lineage: Eukaryota; Fungi; Chytridiomycota; Chytridiomycetes; Polychytriales
Exons: 9
Coding region: 125-10357 (3410 amino acids)
Source: RefSeq, a predicted model, not a curated record